Plectropomus leopardus (leopard coralgrouper) is the source of this 2362-nucleotide messenger RNA. RefSeq names its product Na(+)/H(+) exchange regulatory cofactor NHE-RF2. Gene Ontology annotation, cellular component: apical plasma membrane. Gene Ontology annotation, biological process: protein localization to plasma membrane. The record is from RefSeq and is a predicted model, not a curated record. Gene Ontology annotation, molecular function: protein-membrane adaptor activity; signaling receptor binding. Lineage: Eukaryota; Metazoa; Chordata; Actinopteri; Perciformes; Serranidae.
UGUUAUGGAUGAAUGUGGAGCAGAAGGUGAGCGCCCGGGGAGCUUUUCGACUUAAACUCGUGUGCAGUAACACCAUUGAUGCUCCAUCGGAGGCUGUGAAGUCUGUGCGCUCAGCGAGGGAUCAAUUUUGGAGUCUCCAGCAGUGCGAUACAGCUGGACGCAAGACACACGAUCGGGAGGACUGCUUGCAUCAUUUUCUGAAAGUUUUGUUGCCCUUUUGAGCGUUUAAUUGUCACAGUGGGAUUUCCUCAUUUUAAAGUGUACUUGGAGCUGUGGUUUUGUGUUUUUUUUUUAAUAUGGGGGAAAGCGUGCGUCUCGGUAAGAUAUGUUUUCGCUCCGUGGAAGUUUAACCCAGCGCCUGCUCUCCUAAACUCCCAUCUUUGUUUUUUUUUAUUAUUAUUAUUAUUAUACUUGAACUGAGCACCGCUGCACGGGGUUAAAACGACGGAGGGAGAUGGCCAGCGAGCGGAAACCGCGGCUUUGUGUUAUGGCAAAAUCGGAGAACGGGUAUGGAUUUCACUUGCAUGGUGAGAAAGGGAAGAGCGGACAGUUCAUCCGCAAAGUGGAGCCCGGCUCUCCUGCAGAAGCGUCGGGGCUGCGCGCAGGGGACCGUGUGGUGGCAGUGAAUGGAGUUAACGUGGAGAAGGAGACACACCAUCAGGUGGUGCAGCGGAUCAAAGCUGUGGACAAUGAGACCAGGUUGCUGGUGGUGGACCACGAGACACAUGAAAGUCUACGCAGCCUCCGUCUCACAGCCACAGAAGAGAUGGCUGUUCUUGGGACAGGGCCUCCUUCUUCCUCCUCUCCCCCCGCCUCCCCCUCACCUCCCCCGUCAUCAGUACCAUCCACCCCCAGCAAAAAGCGAGAGAACGGCUCAGUGUCCAAGCAGCCGGUCGCUCUGAGCGGCCAGGUACAGAAGCCCACUAGGAGGUCACCGUCGAAGGCUGCGAAGAAGGAGGCUCUUGCCCAGGCUGAGGCCCAGGCCCAGGCCCAAAACCAGUCAAGGCCCCCGGUCGACCCAUCUGAGCUCAUUCCACGUCUGUGCCACCUUAUAAGGUCUGACACGGGCUACGGCUUCAACCUCCACAGUGAUCGAUCCCGGCCCGGACAGUACAUCCGCUCCCUGGACCCUGGAUCACCUGCAGACCACGCGGGCCUCCGGCCACAAGACAGACUGAUUGAGGUGAACGGUGUGAACAUCGAGGGCAUGCGGCACGCAGAGGUGGUGGCUUUCAUCAAGAAAGGGGGAGAUGAGACCUGGCUGUUGGUGGUGGACCCAGACACAGACGAAAACUUCAAGAGGAGGGGGGUCGUCCCCACAGUCAGCCAUCUCAGAGACUACGAUGGUCCGUCCAUUUCCAACGGCUCCCCGAACCCUCAGAUCAACGGCAGCUCCACCACACAGUCCAUCAGGUCCACACACUCCGACCUCAGCAGCCAGGGCAACAGCACACAGCUGGCGGAUGACGACGGCGGCCGGCUGAUGGACCCCUUCGCUGAGAUGGGCCUGAGUCUGAGCGCUACGGCGGCAGAAGAAAAGCUGAAGGUCCACGCCAAAGAAAAGAAGAAGGCGCCGCAGAUGGACUGGAUGAAGAAAUACGAGCUGUUCAGCAACUUUUGAGACUUUUCGCUCCAAUGACACAAUAAACACCAGAGAUACGAGCUCUCCGCAGCUCUCUCCCUCAUACAACAAAAGAUAUUUUGUUCCAACGUGACGAAAGGAAAAGGUUGUGCGAUGGGUUUCACUUUUUUAAACCACUUCAGAGACUCUUUAACACCUACUUAUCCCUCUUCAAAAUAAAGUGCUGGCUGACUGCAAAAACUGUGUACACUUUGCUAAAAUCACACUGUUCAGAAGGAGGAGCAUCUUAAAAAGCUCCACAUACAUGGACUUCUAUCAGACGGGGGAACAUUUUCACAGUUUUGCCUGAAUCCCUGUCACUUUUUCUCUACUUUAAUCAUCCCAUUCUCCCAGAGACUCAAACAAAUGAGGGAGACAGUUAUUUUUAUAUUUAAAAAAAAAAAAUUAUAAACAACUAUUAAAAAAAAAAAAAAAACAGUAUCCCAUCAUCAUGGACUGCAUUUUAGAGAGUUUUAUGGACACUGUGACAUUAAUGAUUGUGGACGCUGUGGGAGUUUUGGCCCAUCGGUCAGAGGAAGCCCAAAGAUGGCAGAAGAUCACUGUGAAAGAGUCGAGACCCUCCACCUCCAGCCCACACACACUUUUGAUAAUAAUCUCUGACAAAAAAAGGAUGGCGGUGUGUGCUGGUUGUGUUUAAUGUUUCCUACAUUUAUUUUUUACCUAGAGUUAAUUAACCCUUUGAAACCUGGAGCAAAGUCACUUUUUUUUUUCUUUUAGAUG